GGUCACUCCAGCUUCAUAACUCACCUGGAUUGGUCCAAAGAUGGAAAGUACAUUAUGUCUAAUUCAGGCGACUACGAGAUCCUUUACUGGGACAUCGCAGCCGGCUGUAAACUGUUGAGGAAUCGCUUCGAGAGCAAAGACAGAGAAUGGGCCUCCUACACCUGUGUGCUGGGCUUCCAUGUGAUGGGUGUGUGGCUGGAGGGCUCUGACGGCACGGACAUCAACGCUCUGUGCCGCUCUCACAGUGAGAGGAUGGUGGCUGUGGCCGACGACUUCUGUAAGGUCCACCUCUUCCAGUACCCCUGCCCCAAACCCAAGGCACCGAGCCACAAGUACCGGGGCCACGGCAGCCACGUCACCAACGUGUGCUUCACCCACAGCGACUCCCACCUCCUCUCCAUGGGCGGGAAGGACACCUGCAUCCUCCAGUGGAGGGUGACUGGGGGCGGGGGGGUCGAGAGCAGGGAGAGACUGGCCUCGGUCUCGUCCACCUCCCCCUACACCAGUUCUCCGGAGCCCGGCACCAGCUAGGACGGCUAUGGGCUGUUAACAGUGACGGAGGGGGGGCUGUUUACACAGCCAGAGAGGCGUGAGAGUGAGCGGACAGCAGCCACACUCAGGGGCCUCCGAGGGGCCACAGCUGCCUCAGUUUCAUACAGAACAUGUAGAGCAGGGGUCUCCAAACUUCUUUCACUGAAGGCAACACGCAGAAAAAUAUACCAAGAGCUGAGAGGUGAAACCAAUCAAAUGUAGGUCAAUUAUUCUUAUUAAUUGAACUUGCUUAGAGAAAAAAAACAGCCUAUGUCACAGCUUUCCAUUAAUUAUUACCAUUUUGUUCCAAAAAGGUUUGGCAGGUCUGAAGCCUCACAUUGAUCUCCCUGCACAGCCCUGUAUUGAAGGGGGGACAAUAAGGGAAAAUAUGAAGGGUAUAUUUCAAGCUUGUUAUUCAAAUAACUUAUUGGGGCUGCUUUUCUAUCAACUAAGAUUUGUUAGAACAAUUUAUCAACUUUAAAUGACUGAAUGUAUUGAGAAAUUGGGCUAAUUAACACAUAAAUAGUGUGUUAUAUUUGUUUACAUAUAUUUAAGAGGUAUCAGGUAGGGGCCAUAUUCCAUUAGAAUGAGCUGAGGGCCAAUUAGAAAUGGACCCAGGGCCACAGUUGGGCAGUUUGGACCCCCCUGAUGUAGAGGAAUCCUCUCCAGGAGGAAUGUUCACAUCACAUUUACACUCACUCCAUAAUCAUGUAAAUCCUUGUGAAACUGGACGGUGUGACUCCUCCCUGAACACAGAGUCUGUGGGGAGGAUCAUCACGUGUGUUACAGAACACGACUUCUACGGUGACAAACACUUUGGUUUCAGUGAACAUUCCUGCAUUUUAGUCCAUCUCAUUUAUCAAACUUACCAAAGUGCUGCAUCGUUUCCUACACAAUCGUGCCUUAAAGAUGUUUGCAUAGUGAUUUUGGAUAUUUUGUAAUAUUUCAAGCAGUGUUUGGUUGACAUCUCAGCUUAGCUAAUAUUGAAGACGCUUGCAUAAACAGACUGUGACAAACACCAUACCAAUCCUGACUAAUUCAUAUCUCUAACAGUAGAUCAGUACACUUGACAAAUGAUUACUUAAGUACAGUUUUAUAUAUUUAAGAGAACAUUGGGAAUACUGUGAUGUUGUACCUGCCAAGCUCCCAAUAAAUAACUGAAGACUGGAGA
Messenger RNA from Notothenia coriiceps (black rockcod), 1702 nucleotides. Its product is annotated as echinoderm microtubule-associated protein-like 3. NCBI's taxonomy places the organism in Eukaryota, Metazoa, Chordata, Actinopteri, Perciformes, Nototheniidae. The annotation marks the transcript as partial. Gene Ontology annotation, biological process: microtubule cytoskeleton organization. Gene Ontology annotation, molecular function: microtubule binding. Gene Ontology annotation, cellular component: mitotic spindle. The transcript has 4 exons. The record is from RefSeq and is a predicted model, not a curated record.